Messenger RNA from Penicillium robsamsonii, 258 nucleotides. RefSeq lists its product as uncharacterized. NCBI's taxonomy places the organism in Eukaryota, Fungi, Ascomycota, Eurotiomycetes, Eurotiales, Aspergillaceae. The transcript is spliced from 2 exons. The record is from RefSeq and is a predicted model, not a curated record. Bases 1 to 258 code for a protein of 85 amino acids.
AUGGACGAUCCUUCUGUUCGCGCACAGCAAACAACAACUUUUGUUCCUGAGGAGCUGGGUGCACUCGAAACACUGACUCAGAAGCGCUCACCCUUCAUACCCCUCCUCCUUGGUUCGAGCAAGAACCAGCAGGACGAAUCUGGAUUUGAUCCCGGUGGUUUUGUGGUAACCUUUGCUUGGCAAAUCUUAUUGGCGACUGCCUCGGUGAUGAAAAUGGUGCAACCAAUAGGGUAUUCUGAAGGCACCUGGGGGUCAUGA